Molecule: messenger RNA, 3323 nt
Organism: Juglans regia (Persian walnut)
Lineage: Eukaryota; Viridiplantae; Streptophyta; Magnoliopsida; Fagales; Juglandaceae
Product: WPP domain-associated protein
Exons: 6
Coding region: 280-2778 (832 amino acids)
Source: RefSeq, a predicted model, not a curated record
CAAGCGGUGCUCACCCCUGACUUUUCUCCUCCUCCAAAGCCCUAAAGACCAAGACUGAAGAAUUAACAGUUGGACACCGGAAAGGCAUUCAGAGCUUUUGUGAAGCAAAUCGCAUACAGUUCAACGGUCGUCUCGGUAUUUUCCAACUCUUUCUGACCGUUAAUUUUCUGGGAAAACGCUUUCUCAUAGAAAAGCUAAUCCUACAGUGUGUUCUGGGAUUCGUCUUCUUCACUAUUUUGUUGGUCUUAUAAGUGAUUGAGCCGUAAUUCUUUAUAUAUUAUGGAGAAUUUAAGCGUUACGGAUGCUAGAUUGGAGAAUUUACAAGAAAGUGAUAAAUUGGAGGAUAAACUCCUUGAGGGUUUGGAAUCUUAUUUACAAGAUAUUAAUGAUCGGUUGACUAUUUCGAGGAUGGUGAGCGACUCUAUCAUAAAGGGCAUCGUUUCUGCAGUUAAACAAGAGGCAGAUGAGAAAAUUGCUCAGAAAGAAUUGGAGGUUGCUGGAUUGAAGGGUAUGCUACAUCUUUACCAUGUGGACGUGGAUGAAAAGGAAUUCUUGGGAUCUCCUUUGACAUGCCACAAGUCAAAAAGCUCAUGCCACCCCAGGACGUAUUAUAAAUUUUCAGACAAUUUUGUAGAGAAUGAUAGACUGAGAGAGUCUAUGGGAAGCCUUAGAAAUGUGGCUAAAUUUCAGAUCAAGAUGCUCAAGAAAGAGAUUGACCGAAUGAGAGGGUUUAGUUCCAUAAGAAGGAUUGGUUCGGGCUCUGAACAGCUGGGAUUGGGUGGUAUUCUUCAAGAUAAGGUAUCUGAAAGAGGGACUGAUGUCGAUGUAAUUCUUGAAGGUCUAAGAGCUACAAUAGACAAUGUCUACAUACAGGUGGAAGAUAUGUUUCAGUUGUCUAAGGUAUCACGCUGUGCAUGGGAGCAAGAGCAAGAGUUUCAGGCAGAAAUAGAAGGUAUGGUAAUUAAGAAUUGCAUUUGGAGUCUUCAAGAGGAGUUUGAAGAAAGAUUUUGGGAUCAAAAUGCUCGAUUUUGUCGUAAUGAAAGUGUAAAUUGGCUUGAAAAGAUCCAAGAGAUUUCAAGUUUGAGGCAGGAAUUGGAUGAAAUUUCUAAAUCACUGUCUGUUCAUGAGAUUGGGCAGCUAACUUCCCUUAUGUCCUUGGAGACUGGUGAGGAAUAUAAUAAUAACAAAAGGUCUGACCACUCCCACUGCAAAGUUUUAAGCAAUCAUGGUUCUGAUACAAAAAAUAAUACCCCAGAAAGUUCUGAUCCUGCCCAAUUAAAGCUCAUGUCAAAGGAUGAUUUGGUUUUUGAAAUGACCAAAAUGAGGAGAAAUCAUGAGUCUAAAGUGCAAGAGAUGACUGAAAAGUACUUUCUUCUCAAGCGGGAAUUAUUUAGGCUCAGGGAUGGGGGAUCAUCUUUGCCAUUGAAGAAGGAUAAGGAGUUUGACAUGUUAAAGACAAAAAUUCCCCAUUUCAUUUCUAGGUUGGAUGGCAUUCUUGUGGAGAAUGAGGCACUAAAUGCAUUGGGUGAAAAUGCUGACAAUAUUGGCUGUUUGAAGGACAGACUUGAAUCCCUUGUUUCAGAAAAUCGCCGCCUUAGAGAUUCACUUUCCAAUAAGAACAAGGAAGUCAUGUGCCUCACAUCACAAGUUUCUGAUGCUGAAGAUAAAAUGUCAUACCGCCAUCUUGUCGAGGCAAAUUUGUUAGAUGCACAUAUUAAACAUUCAAUUAGCGAAGAUGUCUAUAAAUGUGCUCUUAGGGAGUUAAUGUGCCAAAUUAAAUGGGUCACUGAAGAGUCAGAUUUACAGUGUAACAUCCUGCAGGAUAUUUAUAAAAAAAUUUUCAAUGAAGCGAUUCGUGGUGAUGAACUUUCAAGUAAGUAUGAAAUUGAAGACUCGGAUGUGGAGUCAAUUAUCACACAGGCAUUGUGUGGAAUUAUAUACAUAGAAGCAUUGAAGGAUGCUGAAGAGAAAGUCAGUUGCCUGAACACAAAAUAUGUUAACGAGAAUAAAAAGAUACACUCUCUAGCAGCAUCACUAGAAGAGAAGUCGGAGUUAUUGCAGGAAACAAUGGCUGCAUUGGCAAAAGAGAAGGAGCAAUUUGAGUUAGCUUCUCAAGAGCUUGAUAAAUUAAGGGAUCUGACACAUCGACAGCAGAUGUUGUUUUUGGAGACAAGUAAAGAGUCCAAUGUCAUGAAGGGUAAUCUGGCCGAGGCAUUAGAGAAGAUCACACAAUAUAAGGCGAAGAUGUGUGAGUUAAAUCAGAAGCUUGAACGAGCAAUGGAAGAAUUGAGGGGAGCUGAUGAAGAGAGAAAGAUGCUCAAUGCCAUCAACCAAGAGAAGGAGAAGGCUUUAUCAUUGGUCGAAGUCAAAGAAAGGGAGAAUCAGAUGCAAAUGGAAUCAAUAAUUGUUCUAGUCCAGGGAUUGUUGACAGCAGUUCUUGGUUUUGAAUGUAGAGUUACAGAAAAUAUAUCAAAUAUCAGUCUGAGAUUGGAAAAUUUGAUUUCUGAGUCGCAUUUGCUUAUCCCGAAGGCUAAUUUACUCCAAAGAACAGGGUUGUUGUACAAGCAGCGGCUUGAGAGGAGAUGUUCUGACCUUGAAAAGGCCGAAGUUGAGGUUGAUCUUUUGGGUGAUGAAGUUGAUGCUCUUUCAAGCCUUCUAGAAAAAAUAUACAUUGGACUUGAUCAUUAUUCACCAAUUUUGCAGCAUUAUCCUGGAAUUAUUGAGAUCCUGAAGCUGGUAAAAAGACAACUGAGUGGAGAAUCUGCUAAAUCAGUUUGAUUUGUUCUUUCACUAGAUGCAAGGCCGCAUUAUUCAUUUUGAUCCUUGCUGCUGCAUCUGUAGAUACUGCAGGAUUUUGUUGGGAGUCAUUGGCAAACAUCAAUUACUGCUAUUACAACAGCUAAACGAUACGGCUAAAAUUUAAGCCGAAAAGAUCUAUACCUAGUUGGGGAUGUCCAGUGAGUACUUUUACAGGAUAUUGGGGAAGAUACGUAGAAGAGAUGCCACAUAGUUUUUUUCUUUUUGGGUGGAGAUGGAGGAUAAGUAACAUAGCACAUAAUUGCAGUAGUAUUGGCAGGGAAACUUGGAGAAGAACUUGAGUUUCGUUAUAGACUUGUCAAAAUAUUCUUUUUGGCCUUGGAGCAGCAUAUAUAGAAUGUUGCCUGAUAUCAGGUUACUAGAUUUAGGUCGUUUUGUUUAUAGUAACUGUUCUUUUGUUCCACUUUGGCCCAUAUUUUAUACAGGCUCUUCCUCCUGGUUUUGUUUAUAUAAAGUAAUGUGUAUGAAUCUUCUUUUAUCUAGAGGAUAAACUCUGUUUUGAGAAA